Molecule: messenger RNA, 3849 nt
Organism: Cylindrotheca closterium
Lineage: Eukaryota; Bacillariophyta; Bacillariophyceae; Bacillariales; Bacillariaceae
Source: the annotation of a GenBank genome assembly
AUGGGACAGACCAAGAGGGAAUCAACGGCACCCAACGAAAAACCAACAUCUCGCAAGAGGAGACGAACGAUUGCUCCCAGUGACAAUCCCCCUAUCUUUGAGAUCAAGGGAAACAGUACUAACGAUGCAAAGAAUGUUCGAGUGGUAGCUCGUAUCCGGCCACUUUCUCGAAAAGAGCAAGACCAAAAGAUGAUUCUCAAGCCAAAGGAUGCUUCCAUUGUGUUGGAUAAUGGUGAUGAUCGAAAGUUUGAUUACGAUGCCGUUUUGGGGCCAAAUUCAACACAAUGGGAUGUUUAUCAUCAAAGUGGGGCAAGAGAUGCCGUGUGUGGGGACAUUCUCCAAGGUUUCAACUGCACCAUCCUAGCAUACGGACAAACAGGAUCAGGAAAGACAUUUACCAUGGGAACUGCAUCUUCUGAUAGUUCUGAAAGUGGCAACAGUGCUGCUGUCGGAGAGAUGGAUGGUAUCAUUCCCAGGGCUGUUACCGACCUCUUUGCUGCAAUUGCGAGGGAUGCAGCGGAUACGAUCACUGUUGAAAUGUCAUUCUUGGAAAUUUAUAAUGAAGAUGCUCGGGAUUUGUUGUCUGAGGGGAACACAGAUACUAGUCCGAGCCUCUUCAUUCGUGAGGGCCAGGAUGGGGAGGUCUACGUCCAAAAUCUAACUUGGAAAACGGUAUCAUCGCAGCAAGAUGUUGCAGAACACAUGAUUCAAGCAUCUGACAGACGUGUUGUCGCAUCAACUCAUAUGAAUGCAACAUCCAGUCGAUCCCAUGCGAUCUGUACUCUUCGAAUUACCACCAAAUCAAGGGCUCCUGAUGGUUCUUGCAACGAAACAAAGUCGAAGCUCACGCUUGUCGAUUUGGCAGGAUCCGAACGUGCCAAACGAACCGGGGCCGAAGGAAGCCGAAUGAAAGAAGGAAUCAAUAUUAACAAGGGACUCUUUGUACUUGGUCAGGUGGUUUCCUGCUUGUCACAACUGGGAGAGACUGGAUCGUCAUCCCAAAACUCUCAGCAUCAUCAUAUUCCGUACAGAGACUCCAAGUUGACUCGUUUGCUACAAGACUCGCUCGGUGGAAACUCAAGAACCAUCAUGCUUGCAUGUGUGAGUCCAGCAGAUUCGAAUACUGAGGAAUCGGUCAAUACUCUUCGAUACGCUUCUCGAGCCAGAAGCAUUCAAAACUCUGCUGUGAAAAAUGUUGUCGAGGCUCCACUUUCUCCCGAAGCUGCUGCAGUGCUUCGAAAAGAAAACCAAGAUCUUCGUAAGCGCGUUAUACAACUUGAGUCGCAGUUGCGUGAGAACGGGGGCUCAACGAAGACACAUCCGGCAGCUCGAGAGAGUAAGACUUCUGAUUUUGCUUCACAAAGUCGUAUCUGCGAGCUAGAAUGCAUGGUGGACCACCUCAAGGAACAAGUCAGAUCGGCAUCAAAAGAUGUUUUGAAUGCCACUGCGAAAGCGGAUCAAUACAAGAUCAAGCACGAUGAACUUCUUUCUUUGUGCAAAAACCAAGGUUUGAAAAUCGACGACGAGGAUAAUACUGCUGACACCGAAAAGACACUCUCUUUGGUGCAUCAGCUUCGAGAGGAAGUCGAAGAAUGGAAAGCGAGGGAAGCGGAAGCAAGAAUUAAUGCCGAAGUGUCUCGAGUCACUGCGGCAUCGAUACUUUCGAGUGGUGGAGAACUGAAGAUCGAGAAUAUUGUUCUUCCAAUGGACACGGAAGACGACAACGACGAGGAACUUGAAGAGAGUGAUGACGGAGCGCAUUUGGCAUCUGAACUUUUAUGCAUCAGUGGAUCGAUCGACAAAAAGGAAGAAAUGGUAAAGAAGGCCAUGCUGGAAAAACAAUGCAUGGAAGCGAUGAAAUCUCAUUUCGAAGGUGCCCUACACCAUUUGCAAACAGAGGUUGAGACCUUGUCUGCGGAGCGAGAAGAACUGCUUUCCGUUGUCGAUUGUAUUACUGACGAUAAUGCAGCACAAUCGCAAAUGCAAAGCAGAAUUGCUGCCCUGGAGAAUCGAAUUGCCGAUCUUAAUAAGAACGCAGACGAUCACAAGAAGAGUCUUCGUCUGCGCGAGCUCGCAGAGAAGAGAGUUAGCAAGUUGGAACAAGAGAUCCAAGCAGACAAGCAAAAGAAGGCCGAACUCCAACGAAAAUUGAAGGAGGAGAGUGUCGAACGUCGAAAGGACAAGAAGUCAGCAAGGCUCGAGGCGACUCGCCUGAUGAAGGACUCGAACCGAUUGAAACUGGAGCUUCAGAAGGUGAAAUCGGCCGCGGAACGCCAGGCACAGGUCCUGAAGCGCAAGACUGCAGAACUCGUCAACAAUCACAAACGUCAGCAGCUGAAUAGUCGGAAGAGACGGAAUAGAAACUCGGAUAACAAGUCAAGUGAUCCACACAGUGAGGUCUCCGACAAGAAGCAGACCGAUAUUAUGUCUUGGUUGGAUUCUGAAGUCGAGAUGCUCCAAGAAAUAGUUCAAACCAAGAGCCAAAUCGUCGAACAAGAGAUUUUGUUGGAAUCAGUCUUGAUGGAAUGUAAUUCUGAUUCUUGUGAUAGCACCGGCUUGACCCCGAAAGACGAAGCCAACUCUCGAAAAGGGAUUCUUCGUCAACUGCGUUCUAAUCUGGAAUCAAUGGAGAAGUCUCUUGUAGAUGGGUUCAAGGAUGCAUCAACUUGGAACGAACUGGCCGAAGCAGAAGUGGCAUGGUUGGUAGGAAGAGCCAUAGAAAUGAUCGGGUAUUCGAAGAUUGAAAUGAGAGAGAAGAUUCAAAAGGCGGUAGCCUCAACAAGGGAAACCGAAAGGAAGGCAUGCAAUGAAGAAGUCAUGAGACUUCGUUUGGAGCAUUCACAAGCGACGGCCUCCCUCCUUGAUUCCACAAGGAAGGCACUCGAGAGUGAAAUGAUCCAACAACUUGGUACUUUCAAGGAUACUGCCAGCGAUACGGCUAAGAUGGAUCGCUGGUUCAAGGACUAUUUUCAGGGUGCCGAAGCUGCUACAGCUAGCAUCAGAAGUAACAUCGACGACUUUAAGACUCAACAGAAUGAAAUUCAAGAUGCUGUCAAUGAAGUAACAAAGGGCUUGCUUCCAUCUAAAAAGCAGAAGAAGAAGUCCAGUGUUACCAAGGAAUUGAUCGAUUAUGAACCAUUGGAAGAAACCUUCCUUCUGGACGAUUUCGAUGAUGGAAAUGACAGCGACUGGAGUCCAGAAGACGAGAAAGCAAGUAAGAAGGCGAAACGAGAGUCACAAGACGAGAAAGUUGAUCUUACAGCAAGCACGGAGGAGCCUGAGAUGAUACAAGCUGAGACUGCGACUGUGAAGUCACCUGAUGCGAGGGUUUCCGAGGCUGCCAACACGAGCUUUGCCGAUGCCCCUACUGCUGAUUUCUUGUCGGCAUCAUUUGAAUCGAAGGGGGACGAAUCGCUUGACACGAGCAGAGUAGAGUCGCCCGAAUCCAGUGUUGCCAGCUCACCUGAGAAGCCCACCGAAUCUCUCGAAGAUUUGAAGGUCUCAGAGCUGAAGGAACGAUUACGAACUCUUGGCCUGAAGAUGACUGGAAGAAAAGCUGAUCUGAAAGCUAGACUAGAAAGUCACCAGGCUUCUCAGGGAAUGGGUGGAGACAAAAAUCGCAAGCCGCUUCAAACACUGAAUAAUAGUUUUUCAGUUGGCAGGGGUAACGUCAACCUCAGAAACAGAAGGAACAUGAGGAAACCUUCCUUCAUGAAGGACAAUACUUCAUUUUCUGCGAAACGACGACGUGAUAUCCCACCAAGCGACGCGAAACGUAGGUUGCGGGAGGACAUGAAUAACUCUGUGACCCUUGCCCUGCAAGAACUACAAGAGCUGACCAAUUUGUAG